AUGAAUACAAAACAGGAUAUUGGUAAACUGGUUUUUCGCUUUAAAAAUAAAAUAAUCAAAGACGAGGUACUUUUAAAAGUUAAAAAUCGUUAUAAGAAUAAGAACCCCUUAAAAGCUGUUGAAAUACACAGCUCAUUUCCUGACAAAUUGGUUUUCAUAAAUCAUGAAUUAACCACAACUAAUCAAAAGUUAUUUUGGGUUUCCAAACUGCUGGCUAAAGAGUAUUCGCAUAAAUAUGCGUGGUUUACUUCGGAAGGUGUAUUUAUGAUGAAAUCAGACGGAGAUAAGCUUUUCAAAGUCGUUUCACAACUGCAUGGAUAUCAAUAG
Macrosiphum euphorbiae (potato aphid) is the source of this 327-nucleotide messenger RNA. The record is from the annotation of a GenBank genome assembly. Lineage: Eukaryota; Metazoa; Arthropoda; Insecta; Hemiptera; Aphididae.